GUCAUGGUGUUUUUCAGCCUUCAAUUGCUCCUGGUGUUGAAAUUGACAUUUUUGUUUCUCUCCACAGAGUACAGAGCAGGUGACUGCUUUCUGCCGCAACCUUCAUGAUAUGAAUUCCACAGAGGGACCCAUUUCCUGUUCCUCGUUUUCCUCCACAUCUUCCUCCUCUUCAUCCUGUGUGCCCAGCCCCAUCUCACCCCUGCCUGUUCCCUUCACCCCCCGCCAGCUCUCUGAUGCGGAUAAACUCCGUAAGGUCAUCAGUGAGCUGGUGGACACUGAGAGGACCUAUGUUAAGGACCUGAACAUUUUGAUAGAGCGCUACCUGAACCCCCUGCAGAAGGAGAGCUUCCUCUCACAGGAUGAGCUAGAUGUGCUUUUUGGAAACUUGGCGGAGAUGGUCGAGUUCCAAGUGGAGUUUCUGAAAACUCUGGAAGAUGGAACCAGAUUAGUUCCUGAUUUAGACAAACUGGAGAGAGUGGAUAAAUUCAAGAAAGUUCUGUUUUCUCUUGGUGGAUCCUUCCUGUACUAUGCGGACCGUUUUAAGAUCUACAGUGCAUUUUGUGCCAGCCACACAAAGGUCCCAAAGGUCCUUACUAAAGCUAAAACAGACCCGGAGUUCAAGGCGUUUCUGGCUGAGAGGAACCCCAGGCAACAGCACUCCUCCAUGCUAGAGUCCUACCUGAUCAAACCCAUUCAGAGAGUCUUAAAAUAUCCACUACUCCUGAGGGAGCUUCACUCUAUCACCGACCCUGACAGUGAGGAGCAUUACCACCUGGAUGUUGCGAUGAAAGCCAUGAACAAAGUGGCCAGUCACAUAAAUGAAAUGCAGAAGAUUCACGAGGAGUAUGGAGCCGUGUUUGACCAACUCAUCAGUGAGCAGAGCUUUGACAAGAAAGAGGUUGCUGAUCUGUCAAUGGGCGACCUCUUGUUGCAUGACACUGUGGUUUGGAUCAAUCCACCCUCUUCUCUCAUGAAGGGGAAGAGAGACCUAGAGCUGGCUGCAUUCAUUUUCAGAACGGCAGUUGUUUUUGUGUAUAAAGACUGCUCUAAGCACAAGAAAAAAAUCGGUGGAUCUCACAGAGCAUCGAUUCUUGAUGAGAGAGACCCUUUUCGUUUUAGACACAUGAUCUCUACAGACACUCUCCAAGUUCGCAACCUCCCUAAUUCAGAGGGGUCUGCAAUGUGUGAGAUCAUUCACAUGAGAUCAGAAUCUGAAGGGAGACCCGAGAGGACCUUCCACAUCUGCUGCAGCUCUGCAGAGAGUAAAAAAGACUUCCUGAAGACGGUUCAUUCUAUCCUGAGGGACAAACAACGUCGUCAGUUAAUGAAAACUGAGAGUUUACCUCCAAAUCAGCAGUAUAUUCCCUUCGGAGGGAAGCGGCUUUGUGCGCUAAAGGGUUCACGGUCCACAAUGAACAGAGCGGUUUCAGCCCCAUCUCGAACCCUCGGCCGCUGGAAGCUGAUCCGUAAUCGUUUCACCAUAGACACGAGUGUGAUUUUCAACGACGGCUCGUCCCAGGACCUGUCACCCAUCACCCCGACAGAGCCCCCGCUGUCUUCGCUCCAGAAGCCCCAGCAGCCCAUCCGAGACACAGAUCGCUGGGUGGAGAAUCAGUUUGAACUGCAGCACUACGAAAACCAGGACGACGUGAAGGAGACCGACAUCCUCAGCGACGACGAUGAGUACUGCCAAUCCGUCCGGGGCCCUUCCUCUGAUCCGAGUCUGGAGGAGUCUUUAGAGGCCCUUUCAGUGGAAGGAAACGAAGACAAGGGUCUCAAUGGACUUUCGGAGGACAAACCUCCAAAAUCCCACACCCCCCUGAAGCUGACCCUCCUGAGAAAGCAGUGCGCGGUGGAGGGUGUCGCUUCUGAGAGGGACUGUGAGGUUAUCUGGGUUCGCAGGGACGAUUUUAAAAACAGCUGCAACAGCGACAUCUUCUGAGCGAAGAGCUGUGACGUUUUGUUUUAUAGACUUAUAGAAUAAGGCAGAAAGCUACUGAGUCCAAGCCUUCACAGACACGAUGCACUGACAAUCCUACUGAAAGCCAGAACUGAAGAACUUGCACCAUUAAAAAAAAAAAAAAAACUUCUUGAUGUUUCAAGCUACUCCACCCUAAUAUCAAUGCAGACUUCCUGCCAUUUAAGUCCAGACAUCACAAGGAACAUUUAAAGAAGCCAACUGUACAGCCAAUGUAUUUAUAGAGGCUUCAUACUGACAGACAGACAGGCAGCUACAUAUUCUUUCAGUUGAUCUUGUUGUAUUUUCGUUGUCGUUUUGUUUCAAACACAAGAUCGUGGUCGAUCUGUUCAGUUGUGCUUCAUAUUUUUCAUAUGUUGUGCUUUUUAUUCAGGGAUUUGUGACUUGAUGCUUCAUAUAACCUCACUAGUUGUAAUGGCUACAUGCGGCAGCGUUCCCCGAAAAUGUCAUGACAGUCAGGCUAGCUAUUUAAUGCCAUUCCUGUUACAAACCCAACUGUUCCUUGCUUGCUGUCUUUGUUCCCUUUUGUUCAUAGGUCACCAGCAACCCAGUAUUAACAAUCACUGUUCACUGAACACGUGCGUGCACAGAAAAAUGAUGUUCUACUUGAAUAUGGUAGAAAGAACUGCAAUAAUGUAAUUUUGUUUAUUGGUUAGGAAAUCAAACUACCCAUAAUCCUCGCUCAGUGGGCUUUGGUGUGCUUGUGAAUUCAACAGCAAGACAUUUAGGUGCAUAAAUAAGGAAUUUAAUUCAAAGCACCCCUACAAAA
Sinocyclocheilus anshuiensis is the source of this 2747-nucleotide messenger RNA. RefSeq names its product T-lymphoma invasion and metastasis-inducing protein 1-like. Gene Ontology annotation, biological process: small GTPase-mediated signal transduction; activation of GTPase activity. The record is from RefSeq and is a predicted model, not a curated record. The transcript has 12 exons. Bases 110 to 1942 code for a protein of 610 amino acids. Gene Ontology annotation, cellular component: cytosol; plasma membrane. Gene Ontology annotation, molecular function: guanyl-nucleotide exchange factor activity. NCBI's taxonomy places the organism in Eukaryota, Metazoa, Chordata, Actinopteri, Cypriniformes, Cyprinidae.